AAGGCGGGCAGAGCGCCGCCGUGUCCUCUGCGGCCGCCAUGCUGCCCGCCGCCCGCGCGCUGCUGCCGCGCCGCCCGCCGCCCGCCUGGCGCUGGGCCGCCCCCGCGCCGCCCCCCGCCGCCCCCGCGCCGCCCCCCGCCGCCCCCGGGCCCGCCGCCGGCCUGCGGGCGCUCAGCACCGGCUGCGCGCGGCGCUCGGAGGCGCUGGCCGGGGCGCCGCUGGACACGGCGGCCAAGGAGUAUUCGCCCAAGGUGCGGCAGCUGGUGCGGGAUAUCGCGGGGCUGACGCUGCUGGAGGUGGCCGACCUCAACGCGCUCCUCAAGGAGACCCUGAAGAUCCCGGACGUGGCGGUGAUGCCCGCGGCGGCCGCCUCCCUCCAGCCCUCCCAGGCUGCUGCGCAGGAGGAGGAGGAGGUGGCCCCACUCAAGAAAGAGAAGACACAUUUCACCGUCCGGCUGACAGAGCUGAAACCUGCUGACAAGGUGAAGCUGAUCAAGGAGGUGAAGAACUUCGUGCCAGGAAUCAACCUUGUGCAGGCCAAGAAGCUGGUGGAGUCCCUCCCGCAGGAAAUCAAGGCCAAUGCCUCCAAGGAGGAAGCAGAGAAGAUCAAAGCGGCGCUGGAGGCAGCAGGAGGGACUGUGGUUCUGGAGUAGGGAGUUGGGUCCCACCAUGGAGGGACUGGCAUGAUGGCAGCCUUCCCAGUGCUGCCGGCCCGGGCUCCGGCCGGCUCCGAGCGUGAGACGCCCCCGGCCGUGCGGCGGGAAGGCUCCGAGGCACCGGGAUGCUGUACGGUUCGGCAGGGCCCUGCCCGGCCCUGUCGCCACCAUGAACUCUUACCUUCAUAAAUAACCCAUAAAAAAGCUGUAAAACGGUU
Messenger RNA from Apus apus (common swift), 874 nucleotides. It is a transcript of the gene MRPL12, whose product is annotated as mitochondrial ribosomal protein L12. Gene Ontology annotation, biological process: mitochondrial transcription; translation. The transcript has 4 exons. The record is from RefSeq and is a predicted model, not a curated record. NCBI's taxonomy places the organism in Eukaryota, Metazoa, Chordata, Aves, Apodiformes, Apodidae. Gene Ontology annotation, molecular function: structural constituent of ribosome. Gene Ontology annotation, cellular component: mitochondrial large ribosomal subunit; ribosome. The coding region runs from base 39 to 653 and encodes 204 amino acids.